AUGGCGGCGGGGGUAGCAGCGUGGCUGCCCUUUGCAAGGGCAGCGGCCAUUGGGUGGAUGCCUGUGGCCUCGGGGCCCAUGCCAGCUCCCCCAAGGCAGGAGAGGAAAAGGACUCAGGAUGCCCUAAUUGUGCUGAAUGUGAGUGGCACCCGUUUCCAGACAUGGCAGGACACUCUGGAACGUUACCCAGACACUCUGCUGGGCAGUUCUGAGAGGGACUUUUUCUACCAUCCAGAGACUCAGCAGUAUUUUUUUGACCGUGACCCAGACAUCUUCCGCCACAUCCUGAAUUUCUACCGCACUGGGAAGCUCCACUAUCCUCGCCAUGAAUGCAUCUCAGCUUAUGAUGAAGAAUUGGCCUUCUUUGGCCUCAUCCCAGAAAUUAUUGGCGACUGCUGUUACGAGGAGUACAAGGAUCGGAGGCGAGAGAACGCGGAGCGUCUUCAAGAUGAUGCUGACACCGACAACACCGGAGAGAGCACGCUGCCCACUAUGACGGCUCGGCAGAGGGUCUGGCGGGCGUUUGAGAACCCCCACACCAGCACGAUGGCCCUGGUGUUCUACUAUGUCACAGGGUUCUUCAUUGCUGUGUCCGUCAUCGCUAAUGUGGUAGAAACAGUGCCGUGUGGGUCUAGUCCCGGUCACAUUAAAGAACUGCCCUGUGGGGAACGGUAUGCGGUGGCCUUCUUCUGCCUGGAUACAGCCUGCGUCAUGAUCUUCACGGUUGAGUACUUGCUUCGCCUGGCGGCAGCACCCAGUCGUUACCGUUUUGUGCGUAGCGUCAUGAGUAUCAUCGACGUGGUGGCCAUCCUGCCUUAUUACAUCGGGCUGGUGAUGACGGACAAUGAGGAUGUCAGUGGCGCCUUUGUCACACUCCGAGUCUUCCGGGUCUUCCGGAUCUUUAAGUUUUCCCGCCACUCUCAAGGCCUGCGCAUCCUGGGGUACACGCUGAAGAGCUGUGCCUCGGAAUUGGGCUUCUUGCUCUUCUCUCUCACCAUGGCUAUCAUCAUCUUCGCUACAGUUAUGUUCUACGCAGAGAAGGGGUCUUCGGCCAGCAAGUUCACCAGCAUCCCUGCUGCCUUCUGGUACACCAUCGUCACCAUGACAACACUAGGGUAUGGUGACAUGGUACCAAAAACCAUAGCAGGGAAGAUUUUUGGUUCCAUCUGUUCGCUGAGCGGGGUCUUGGUCAUUGCUUUACCUGUCCCAGUGAUUGUAUCCAACUUCAGUCGGAUCUACCACCAGAAUCAACGAGCAGACAAACGGAGAGCACAAAAGAAAGCCAGACUGGCCAGAAUCCGGGCAGCCAAAAGCGGAAGUGCAAACGCUUACAUGCAGAGCAAACGGAACGGCCUACUCAGUAACCAGCUACAGUCCUCUGAGGAUGAGCAGGCCUUUGUUAGCAAAUCCGGCUCCAGCUUUGAAACCCAGCACCACCACCUGCUUCACUGCCUGGAAAAAACCACGAAUCACGAGUUUGUGGAUGAACAAGUCUUUGAAGAAAGCUGCAUGGAAGUCGCCACAGUUAAUCGUCCUUCAAGUCACAGCCCCUCUCUCUCUUCACAACAAGGAGUCACCAGCACUUGCUGUUCAAGACGACACAAAAAAUCUUUCCGCAUUCCAAAUGCCAAUGUAUCAGGAAGCCACCGAGGCAGCGUGCAGGAACUCAGCACGAUUCAGAUUAGAUGUGUGGAGAGAACCCCGCUGUCUAACAGCCGAUCCAGUUUAAAUGCCAAAAUGGAAGAGUGCGUUAAACUAAACUGUGAACAACCUUAUGUGACUACAGCAAUAAUAAGCAUCCCAACACCUCCAGUAACCACCCCUGAAGGCGAUGACAGGCCAGAAUCUCCGGAGUACUCAGGAGGCAAUAUUGUCAGAGUGUCAGCUUUGUAAGACAGUGGGAAUCAGGUCUAAGAAUUUGAACCCUGGCUGUGCAAAGAAUCCCAACGUGGAAGAAAGAAGAAACCAGAAACGUGUUGCAGACAAAAACGACAGAGAAAGAAGGUUGGUAGUGAGACAGAAACAAAACUUCCAGACUUGAGGAUGGAAACAAAACCACCAAAUGGCAUUUCUAGACAGAGUUGGACCUAUUAUACAGAGAAAUAAUCUGUGGUCCUUUGACUUUGUGAAUGAGCACAAUGAAAUGCCGCCUAUUGAUGCUUCUUAUGAUCAGAACUCUUUUUUUAAUACAAAAAAUAAAAUGAAUCUUUGAACAGAAGGUUCCAGUUGAAUGCAAAACAAACAAAAAAAAAUACGGAAAACAUUUUGAUAAAAAUUUUUCCUGUUAAAACCAUAAACAUUGGCUAUGGUGAAGAUUAUUACAUACUAAAAAAAAAAAAACAAAAAAAAAACAAAAAACAAAAAAUUCAUAUGACACAUUUGUAUUAACUGAAGGAAACCAUCAUAGUGCAUGCUAGAAUUCUUUGGAGCCGUGAUCUCAGUUUCCUUAUGUUGUCUUCAGAAUAGGCAUGAUAAACUAUAAUUGUAGAAAGAGGGAAUUUCUGUGCACUUACAACAAGCUGAUUGUUCAUGUUCCAUGGUGGGCUGUGCAAAUAAACUCCUUUUAGAACUGCAGUAUUUCUCAUGGGGUUGCUCACUAGUAAUUCUAAAGUGUUCGGAUAGUUCAGUAUUAAUUAUUGUUUUACCUUGCACCUAGAUACUGUUACAACUGCAAUAAUUCAUUGUACACCUGUUGUAUCAGGAAUCAGGAUUUUUUGUUGUUGCUGUUUCUCCAGAUCUUCAUAGAUACAGUAAGAGCCACAGAAAAACUUCUGGUGUGGCCAGGUUUUAGAUAACUUUUUAAUCCAAAAUCCCUGUGCCAUAAAUGUUUUUCUGUAACCUUCUUUGGUCCACUGUAUUCCUGUGACAGUGCAUUAUUUGUUCUUGUAUUUCUAUAGCACCUUCCUUUUGGGUUUAUCAUCAUCAACUGAACUAAGGUUUUGUAGUUCAAAUGACUUUCCUACUUUUGUAUUCCCCAACAAAUUACCUUAUAAGUAGAUUAUCAUCAUCAAUCCCCUUGUCCAAAAUUAGAAAAAAAAGGAGUUGACAUCUAUGAAUUAUCUCUAACAUUUUUGCUCUUAUGGAAAAGCCCAGAUACUGGAUAUAUCACUGUGUGUUUCAUGAAAAGAAUGGACUGGGACUAAUAUCACAGGAUCAGUGAUCCCAGAAUCUCACUUGAUAUUUAUUUUGCUUUAGAUCUCGAAUACAUUUUGAGGAUAACUAAUGAGAAUUGAAAUUCAGAUAUAGACUGAAGUGCUUUCCGUAGCAAUAUUUGAUGAAAGCACGCUUUCUACACUGUUGGCGAAGGCAGCACAAAUUUGUCUUAGAAAAGUUCCUGUAUAUUACAAGGAGCAGUUUUCUCCUCUAAAUCAGGAGGACAGGCAUUUGAUGAUGCAAAAUUGAUCUCUAUGUACAUUUAAGUGAAAAGUCUUGAUAUCUUUUCGCCUUUAAAAUAUAUCAGCAGACAUGUCUGCACGUGAUAGUGUAAAAAAGUUUUAUGUCAAAUGAAAAGCUUUGUUCAUUCCAGACCACCACUGUAAGGAAUAAAAUUUAGCUUCGGUACAUGAAAAGAGUUAAUAAUUAUCCCUCUACUAUAGAGAUUUUAAAAUGCUUAUCAUAAUUUAUCAUAAAAAGGAAUUAAUCCAACCAUUUUCAAGUAAAGCCAGAAAUUCUUGCUUCCCAUUUCUAGAAUAGCUUCUAGAACAAUGCUGUGCAUACAGUAGAUUUAUAAACACUUGCUGAAUAAAAAAUAAAAUCUAUUAUCUAUUGGGAAGAACUGGCUUUAUUCCUAGUAUGUGUUUUUAAAAGUUACUAAUCUUCCUAAAGUGCAAAUAUUAACAAUUAUAUUAACACCUGCCUCAUGUCACUUUAUGCUUCUAGAGCAAAUAUAUAGUGAAACUUCUUUGAUGGCACUUGUUGAAAAACAUUUUUAAAAGUAAGCUAAAAAAAAAAAAAACCACAAUCAGGAAUACUUAGGUCUUUUGAAUCCCAAUGAAAAGUUCUAUUUUCAUGUUCUUAAUAUUACAUUUUAAAAAUGCAGUUAGAUUAUUCAGUUGACAAUUCUGCCUCCUUUUCAACUUAUCAUUUAUCCAAAACCAUUCAUUUCUUUAGACUUUUGGAAAAGGAAAAAAAAAACCUUUUUGGUGUUUUCAGUGAUUUAAAACUAUACUGUGUUGGUGGUGAAUGACUAUUGAUGACUGUGUUAAGUGCAUCUGUAUUGUAAGUGAAAUGUAAUUAUUUCUGUGUACCAUAUGGAGUAACCAAGGUCAUUGUUUUUGACAAUUUUGUUUGAAAUUCAUAUAUCUUAUUUCAAAGGAUAGCAUAAUAUCUGCAUUAUGCUGGAAAAAAAAUAGACGUUUGGAGAAUACUUAAAUAAAACAUGUGCAUGCU
Molecule: messenger RNA, 4389 nt
Organism: Phacochoerus africanus (Common warthog)
Lineage: Eukaryota; Metazoa; Chordata; Mammalia; Artiodactyla; Suidae
Gene: KCND2
Product: potassium voltage-gated channel subfamily D member 2
Exons: 6
Coding region: 1-1893 (630 amino acids)
Biological process (GO): potassium ion transmembrane transport; protein homooligomerization
Cellular component (GO): voltage-gated potassium channel complex; membrane
Molecular function (GO): voltage-gated monoatomic ion channel activity involved in regulation of postsynaptic membrane potential; protein binding; A-type (transient outward) potassium channel activity
Source: RefSeq, a predicted model, not a curated record